AGCAUGUAUCUUCUUCUUUUCUUGCGCGGUUAAAACCUACUCUUAUCGUAUUCAAUCAUGCUAUUCUCGAGCCCUGCUUCUACACUACUACUUCUUUCGCUUACUGCAGUCUAUCGAAUCAGUCCUACGGAUGCUGCUUGCGCCUCUUCAGAUCGUUUCCGCAUCCGUACUCCAACGUCUCUUCGAUUAUUAGGCUUCAACUACGACAAAGUACCCUUCUUUGGCGGCGAAUGCAAACAAACCUACGAUAAAUAUCUCAAAGUUCAAAGUACAGGUUAUGGUGUUCACUUCAAAUUAACUGACUGUGAUGAUGACGGCUUCUGUCACUUGUACAUUACCGAUGGCGAUUAUCAAGGUUAUUGUCUUGGUGGACAAGAAAGACCAGAAUCUCAAAGUUGCACAGGUUAUGAUAACAACAUUUACAAGAUAAAUAAUGAUUAUACUAUAUCUACUAUUGGUGGCAAAUAUUUGGGUAUCGGUAACGAGUAUAAGGACGAUUGUGCCGACUUUCAAUAUGUCAAAUUGGGCGACGAAAAGUUCCAUUGGAUUAUCGAUCAUGAUACUGGUUUGAGAGAAGAUAUUUUUGAUGACGUUCUCUUCAAUGAAGAUGUGGAUGAACAGGAAGAGGAAAAUAAUAGCAACUCGCAAAAGGUCAAGUAUGCUUAUCAAGCAAGCACUGGACAAAGAAUUCUUCACAAAAACAGGCAUUAAGUCCCUUUUUUCAUACAUAUAAACAAGAACAUAAAUUAUAAUGAACCAAAUAAAAAGUGAACUUUGUAUGACAAGUGUGUCUAUCUGAAGGUCGA
Mycotypha africana is the source of this 806-nucleotide messenger RNA. RefSeq lists its product as uncharacterized. Bases 58 to 711 code for a protein of 217 amino acids. The transcript has a single exon. Lineage: Eukaryota; Fungi; Mucoromycota; Mucoromycetes; Mucorales; Mycotyphaceae. The record is from RefSeq and is a predicted model, not a curated record.